GUUCAAAGGGAGAAGAUCAGUGAGAGAAGAUCAGUGAAAGAAUGAAGCUUCUCCAAGACCUCGUGCCAGGUGAAUGGAAAAGCACUUAUGCUUGAUGAAAUUAUAAACUAUGUGCAGUCACUGCAACAAGAAGUCGAGUUUCUGUCAAUGAAGUUAGCUUCUGUGAAUCCAAGGUUGGAAUUUAACAUGGAUAGUCUCUUGUCAAAAGAUGUAUUUCAGCCUAAUGGCUCUUUCCCUCAUCAAACAUACCCAUUAGAUUCCUCUGCUUCUGCUUUCUUUGGACAACAGACCCAGGAAUUUCCACCAGUACAUACUGAUCUUUCCAAUGGGGACCAUACAAGCACCACAUUAUGCCAAAACAACGGCAUGCAAUUACCUCCGGUCGAUGAAUUUGGCCAAGGUCUUCCGCAGGUAUUCAAAUGCUGGCCCAUUCCUGAAGAAUUUGGUGUUGUCUUUGUUUUCUCCGUUUUCAUUUUUCGUGUUUCAGUAAGGAAAACAACGAAAAGUUGGAAAUACCCAAAAAUAAAAUAAAAUAAAAUAAAAAUUUGUAAAGAGUUUUUUGAAAUAAUUCUGUGUUUUUUAGCAUUGAAAUAGAAAUUAAAAUACAA
Molecule: messenger RNA, 608 nt
Organism: Camellia sinensis
Lineage: Eukaryota; Viridiplantae; Streptophyta; Magnoliopsida; Ericales; Theaceae
Source: RefSeq, a predicted model, not a curated record